Molecule: messenger RNA, 3174 nt
Organism: Bufo bufo (common toad)
Lineage: Eukaryota; Metazoa; Chordata; Amphibia; Anura; Bufonidae
Gene: SEC63
Product: SEC63 homolog, protein translocation regulator
Exons: 21
Coding region: 126-2399 (757 amino acids)
Biological process (GO): post-translational protein targeting to endoplasmic reticulum membrane; SRP-dependent cotranslational protein targeting to membrane
Cellular component (GO): Sec62/Sec63 complex
Molecular function (GO): transmembrane protein transporter activity; RNA binding
Source: RefSeq, a predicted model, not a curated record
GCGUGUCUAAGAGUAGGUGGGCGGGCCCUUCACGGGUAACGGCCGUAGGUCGGUCUUGUAGUGUCGUGAGCAGUGAGGGACCCGGUGACGGGUAGUUUGCCCGGCGGGUAGAGGAAAGGGCAGCCAUGGCUGGGCAACAGUUCCAGUAUGACGACAGUGGCAACACGUUCCUCUACUUCCUGACCUCGUUCGUAGGACUGAUAGUCAUCCCGGCCACAUAUUACCUGUGGCCCCGUGACCAGAACUCGGAACACGUCCGACUGAGAACCAUCCGUCAAGUAUAUAGAAGCUGCUUAUGGUACCAGCUGAAGGCUAUAAAGCCACAACAGAAUAUCGCUCCAACUGUGAAGAAAACAGUGCUGCUGCUUGGAUGGGCAUUGUUUAUAUUUCUUGCCUACAGAGUUUCCAAAACCGAUAAAGAAUACCAGGAAUACAAUCCAUAUGAAGUUCUAGGCUUAGAUCCGGGUGCCACUGUCACAGAAAUUAAGAAACAGUACCGUCUGCUUUCGCUGAAAUUCCACCCUGAUAAAGGAGGAGAUGAUGCUAUAUUCAUGAAGAUUGCAAAGGCAUAUGAAGCUUUAACAGAUGAUGAAUCCAGGAGAAAUUGGGAAGAAUAUGGCAAUCCUGAUGGACCACAAGCUACACAUUUUGGCAUUGCGUUGCCAGCUUGGAUUGUGGACCAGAGAAAUUCUAUGCUGGUGUUGCUGGUUUAUGGACUAGCCUUUAUGGUCAUCCUUCCAGUUGUUGUGGGUUCUUGGUGGUAUAAAUCAAUCAGAUAUAGUGGAGAUCAGAUCCUUAUUCGCACUACGCAGAUCUACACAUAUUUUGUCUAUAAGACACGGAACAUGGACAUGAAGCGUCUAAUUAUGGUCUUAGCUGGUGCUUCAGAGUUUGACCCACAAUAUAAUAAAGAUGCCACAAGCAGGCCUGCAGAUAAUAUACUAAUUCCUCAGCUGAUAAGAGAAAUUGGUGGUAUCAAUCUAAAGAAGAAUGAACCUCCACUAACCUGCCCCUACAGUUUAAAAUCCAGAGUCCUCCUACUGGCUCACUUGUCACGGAUGCAGAUACCAGACACACUAAAAGAAGAUCAGCAGUUUAUUCUAAAGAGGGGCCCUGCAUUGCUUCAAGAAAUGGUUAAUGUCAUAUGCCAACUGAUAAUCAUGGCACGUAGUCGAGAAGAGAGGGAGCUCAGACCACCAUCUCUUUCUUCUCUGGAGAACUGCAUGAAACUCUGUCAGAUGAUCGUGCAGGGCCUCCAACAGUUCAAAUCUCCCGUUUUACAGCUGCCAUUUAUUGAAGAAGAUCAUUUAAGACGGGUUUUUAACCACAAGAAGUUUAAAAUCAAGACCAUUCGGGACCUGGUCAGUAUGAAAGAGUCAGAUCGUCGUCUACUGUUCAGCUUUCUUGAGGACAGCAGCUAUGAGGAGUUGGUGGCAGUUCUUGGUAGUUUUCCAAAUAUCACAAUGGAGGUAAAACCUCAUGUUCUAGAUGAUGAAGACAGUAACAACAUUACAGUAGGCUCCCUCGUCACUGUUCUUGUCACCCUUAAAAGACAAACAAUGGCGGAAGUGUUUGAGAAGGAACAGUCGGCUUGCUCUGCUGAAGACCAGCCAGUUGAAGAAGGGCAAGGGGAAAGCGGCAAAGUAAAGAGCAAAGGCUGGCAGCAAAAAAAUAAAACUACAAAGAAAUCUUCCAAAUCAAAGAAGAAGAAACCACUGAAAAAGAAGCCUCCUCCUCCUCCUCCACCUUCAUCACAGCAGAAACAAGGAAAGGCGAAGCAAGCCAAUGAUACGAGUGCAAAUGAUGUUGCAUCGAAAGAGGAAGAGGAUGAUGUUUCUGACAAAGGUAGCGAUUCUGAAGACGAAGAUACUAAUAGGGAUUCCCAGAGUGAUGGGAGUGACAAGGAUUCCGACAGGGAGAAUGAUGACAAGCAAGGCAAAGACGAUGAAGCGGAGUGGCAAGAACUGCAGCAAAGCAUUCAGCGUAAAGAUCGAGCUCUAUUAGAAACCAAAUCUAAAGUUACACAUCCUGUAUAUAGUUUAUAUUUCCCAGAGGAAAAGCAAGAAUGGUGGUGGAUUUACAUUGCAGACAGAAAGGAUCAAACAUUAAUAUCUAUGCCCUAUCAUGUGUGUACACUAAGGGAUCAAGAGGAGGUGGAGCUAAAAUUUCCAGCACCAAGUAAACCUGGAAAUUAUCAAUACACGGUAUUCUUAAGGUCUGAUUCUUAUAUGGGCUUAGAUCAGAUUAAACCAUUGAAGCUGGAAGUUCAUGAAGCUAAACCUAUACCUGAAAACCACCCACAAUGGGAUACCACCAUAGAGGGUGACGAUGACCAAGGAGACAGUGAGGGCUUUGAAGAAAGCUAUGACGAGGAGGAGGAAGAUGAAGAAGAUGAUUAAAUUAAAUAACUAAACAGACUUAAAAGAUUUGCACAUGGUUGUCUAUCUGAUAUCGGAGCUAUUCCAUUCGCCAGAGCGACAAUGUAGAAGUUUUUUGAGGAAGUUUUUUUUGUUUUUUUAAGUUACUCUUCAGAAUCCUGAGUGUUUUGUGAUGAUUGGCUUGAAGGUCACACAAGCCUUUGCUACGUGCAUAGGCCUAGUGAUUUACUAAAGCCAACUGGUGCAGAGUGAAGCAUUUCCUUCAUCAAAAAUAAAAUAAAGGAUUUUUUUAUUAAAACAAUUAUCUCUUCAAUUCACAAAGUGCUCAUCAUCGCCAGCUAGAGACUUCUCUCUUGUACCACAAUGUCUACCACACUCACCCAGGACUUUCAUUAAUAUGUUAUACAAUGUUCCUUCCUUUAACUGACUUCCACAUAUUAUUCAAUGUUGUAUCAUCUGGUUUUACUUCAGCUUUUUAGUUGAAACAUUCCUCCAAAAUGUAAUUUUACAAGGGCACUAAUAUAUAAUACAAUGCUCUAUAAAAUACAAAUCUUCCCUCCUUUCUAUCACGUAAUGUUAUAUAUUACCGCUAGCCUGUCAAUGCAAUCAUGGGUUUGGUAAAGGAAUGGCUCUGUAAAUCCUGGGACCACAAGUUGCAGUAGUAUGUGUGGGGUUUUAUUGCAAAGAUGCCUUUUUUUUUUUUUUUUUUGUAAAUCAUACAUUUCAGAGACUAUGAAGUCACUUCCGAAAAGUCUGUCAGGAUAAGUAGUGAUGUGCUCCGUGACUAUACUAAGAC